This is a messenger RNA of Alternaria ethzedia, 1050 nucleotides long. RefSeq lists its product as uncharacterized. Gene Ontology annotation, cellular component: mitochondrion. The coding region runs from base 1 to 1050 and encodes 349 amino acids. Lineage: Eukaryota; Fungi; Ascomycota; Dothideomycetes; Pleosporales; Pleosporaceae. The record is from RefSeq and is a predicted model, not a curated record. Gene Ontology annotation, molecular function: electron transfer activity; flavin adenine dinucleotide binding. The transcript has 3 exons.
AUGUUCUCCGCUGCUCGUCAAUCCGCCCUCCGCACAGCUCGCACACGGCUUCGGCAGUCGCAACCCACGGUCGUACCCCAAUACUCCGCCUUCGCACGGUUAGCGUCGACGUUUGCCAUUCUCGAGCAGAAGGAAGGAAAGAUCGUGUCACAGUCAUUGGCCGCCAUCACAGCAGGGACAAAGCUUGGAGGCUCAAUAACAGCCUUCAUUGCUGGAAGUGGGGUCAAGUCGGCCGCAGAUGAGGCAGCCAAGUCAAAAGGUGUAGAGAAGGUCAUCUACGUCGAGAAUGGAGCAUACGACAGGUGUCUCCCUGAGAACUAUGCGCCACUCCUGGUCGAGAACAUCAAGAAGGGUGGUUACACACAUGUCGUUGCCGGUCACUCGGCGUUUGGAAAGAACAUAAUGCCGCGUGUCUCAGCACUUCUGGACACACAGCAAAUAUCAGACAUUACCGGCAUCGAGAGCGAGGACACAUUCGUUCGCCCAAUCUACGCCGGUAACGCCAUUAUGACCGUCCAAUCGUCCGACAGCACCAAAGUCAUCACCGUCCGAGGCACCGCGUUCCCCGCGCCUGAAACCGAAGGCGGAAACGCGACAGUAGAGGAGGGCGUCGACCCCAAGGCCGAAUGCUCAACAGAGUGGAUAUCCGAGGACCUCCAAAAGUCCGACCGUCCCGAUCUCGGCUCUGCAGAGAAGGUCGUCUCCGGAGGCCGUGGUCUGAAAUCAAAGGAGGAGUUUGACAAGCUCAUGCCACCGCUAGCAGACGCGCUCGGUGCCGCCAUCGGUGCAUCAAGAGCAGCAGUCGACAGUGGCUUUGCAGACAACAGCUUGCAAGUGGGCCAGACAGGAAAGAACGUUGCGCCACAAUUAUACCUGUGUGCUGGUAUCUCUGGUGCUAUUCAGCAUCUGGCUGGUAUGAAGGACAGCAAGGUCAUUGCAGCCAUCAACAAGGAUGCCGAGGCACCCAUUUUCCAGGUCGCGGAUGUUGGUCUUGUUGGAGAUUUAUUCGAAAAGGUCCCAGAGCUGACCGAGAAGCUCAAGUCGCAAUAA